This is a messenger RNA of Anneissia japonica, 741 nucleotides long. RefSeq lists its product as uncharacterized. The record is from RefSeq and is a predicted model, not a curated record. Lineage: Eukaryota; Metazoa; Echinodermata; Crinoidea; Comatulida; Comatulidae. The annotation marks the transcript as partial. The transcript has a single exon.
GAAAAGAUGUGGAAUUAUAUGGAGAAACAGUGUCGAUGUGUUUACAAGGUUCAUCAUGUGAAGGUAGAUGCGGCUCUCUAUUGCGUAAUACAACUACGUGUAGUUGCGAUGCUGAAUGUUCAGUGUUUGGGGACUGCUGCUACGACGUCUCUGAAACAUGUCAGCUAGUGACACAAAACAGAACAAUACUCCAACAUGAGACAACAUUAGUAAAAGAGACUAUGUGUUUCAAAACUGAUCCAGAAAACUUCAAGAUAGGAUAUCACGUCAUCUCGACGUGUUCAAACAAAUCAAGUGACACAACACUUAGGUUAACAUGCGAACAACCGGACGCACAUAAUAUUAUACAGCAGAUCCUAGUAACCGAUUAUCGUGGAAAUGUAUAUAGAAACAUUUAUUGCGCAGCAUGUGACGGCAUCAAGAAGACAGACGUAGUUGCUUGGCAUGUAGCCGCUUCGUGCAAUUCAAGUGACGUUGAACGUCAUUUGACGAAUGUCUCAACAACAAUUAAUCGGGAAACGAUGUUGCACAAAAAACUGGGACAAGAAGUAACUUGUUUUUCAUACAAAUACACACCACCAACAAACAACACAAAACCUCCCCGGCCUUGCCAUUAUAUGCAACGAAAAGAAACGUGUGCUCAUCUUGUUGACAAAGAACAAGUUGAAAUCGGAUGUGCCGCUUACUCGGCCACAGUGUAUGCUGAUGACACUGCAUAUAAGAAUCCUCAUUGUGCCAUUU